GCCCCUUGGUUGCCCCGGUAACGCGCGUUCACUUCCGGGAAGGGCCGCGGAAGGGCCGCCAUGAAGCUCCUGACCCACAACCUGCUGAGCUCCCACGUGCCGGGGCUGCGGCCCGGGGGGGGCUUCCCCCUCAAGAUAGAGGCCGCCGAGGUUCGGGUCCGGCCCGUCCCGUUCAACGCCGCCUUCGUGUCCCGGUUGGUGCCGCGGCUGCGCUGGGACGCGCUCAGGGAGGCGGCCGAGAGUUUGGGGCACCCCUCGGAGCUGCCCCCCGAACCCGCCCCCGACUACGAGGGGGACGAGGAGUUCCUGCGCCGGGUUCACCACGUGCUGCUGGAGGUGGAGGUGCUGGAGGGGGCCCUGCAGUGCCCGGACUCGGGGCGGCGCUUCCCGAUCUCCAAAGGGAUCCCCAACAUGCUGCUGAGCGAGGACGAGGCCUGAGGGGGGGCCCAAUUUAUUGGGGGGGGGGUCCCCAAGGACUGGGAGGUCCCCCAGACUGGGAUUGAGGCGUUGGAAACCCCCCCCCAAAUAAAAGAGUUAUUUUAUUUGUGUGGAAGAAUCCCAGA
This is a messenger RNA of Chiroxiphia lanceolata (lance-tailed manakin), 563 nucleotides long. It is a transcript of the gene TRMT112, whose product is annotated as tRNA methyltransferase subunit 11-2. The transcript is spliced from 4 exons. Gene Ontology annotation, biological process: peptidyl-glutamine methylation; tRNA methylation; rRNA (guanine-N7)-methylation. The record is from RefSeq and is a predicted model, not a curated record. The coding region runs from base 61 to 438 and encodes 125 amino acids. Gene Ontology annotation, molecular function: protein heterodimerization activity. Lineage: Eukaryota; Metazoa; Chordata; Aves; Passeriformes; Pipridae.